Molecule: messenger RNA, 1800 nt
Organism: Hydra vulgaris (swiftwater hydra)
Lineage: Eukaryota; Metazoa; Cnidaria; Hydrozoa; Anthoathecata; Hydridae
Biological process (GO): protein ubiquitination
Molecular function (GO): ubiquitin-protein transferase activity; zinc ion binding
Source: RefSeq, a predicted model, not a curated record
UCCGUCUAAAUUUCUUGAAAAAAACGAAGAUUUUUGGUGUAUUAACCAGGAAAAAGUUUGUUGAUAAGAUUUUAAAUAAUCAGCAAUUUUUUUUGUUUACUUUUUAUUUUCUUUAUCUAUGACUAGAUAAUUAAUUUAAAAAGACUAAAAUUUUUUGAUCACUAAAUAUAAAAAAAUGGAGCCAACGUUUUCUGUUACAAUAUCUGGAGACCACAACUUUUAUGAACAGUUAAGAAGUGGAAACGAUAUAACAAUAAAAACUCCCAAGAACUGUGUUAGAUGCAAAAGGAAAUUUUCACAUCGUCAUUCCAAAUUUUCAUCAAGUAGAAGUGGCAGUGUAGCAAGCAUGCCUGAGCGUCAUGCUUGGAAGCCCAAUCCUUUACACGAAGAUGGAGUCUCUCUCAUUAGCGAGCCAGUAGCCACAAAUUAUGUUAGCAGGCAAUCUUGCAACACUAAUUACACAGUCAGGGAAUCUACUGAGAAACGCAUAAACUUAAAAGAUCCUUUUGAAAAAAUAUUUCGUUCAAAUUAUUGUAAAAAAGAUGAAAUUAUUACAGCAAGUACUUCCAUACCUCCUUUUAUUGUAGUCAACGUUCCAAAAAGUCAAAACUUUCAACAAUCAAUGCAUGAAACAAGCACAAUUGUUAGCGAAGGUAUAAAAUGUCGUUACUGUUACAAUAUCGAAGAUGAAAACCUCAUAACUCCUUGUCGUUGCUCAGGUAGUUCAAAGUUUGUUCACAAGUCAUGUUUAGAAAAAUGGCUAACCUUGAAAAAUAAAAAUGAAUGUGAAAUUUGCAAAACAAAAUAUAAUAUAAGGACGUCAUUCAACCCAAUUUGGGCGCUGAGGUUUCCAAGCAUGGAUAAAAGAGAUGCCGCACUUCUAUUUAUAACUUUGUCGUUUUACAUAACUUUAAUUCUUCAAUUUCUUGGUGCAGUUUUUAUUGGUGUAUCUGAACCAACAGCUAUACCCCAUAUGAUGCGAAGUGUAACACUAACUGGUCUAUCGCUCGGCUUGCUUUGGUUUCUGAUUGGAGCCAUUUUUUUAACAAUUAUUGUAUAUACUUCUCGCUAUUGGGAAGAAUUCAGAAAAAUGAACAGACAAAAAACCCUCAUUAUAGAUAAAAUUGAAACUUACAACAAAAGUUCACGCUCAAUAAAUGUUUUAGCAGAUACAUUUAAAUCAGAUUCCAAUAACUUUAAAAAAUUACCAAAUUACGUCAGUACUAUGAACAUUGAAACGUUCGAGACGACGAGUAGCGUUUCCGCAAGUAAUGCUACUUUUGACAACGAUUUUCAUAGCUUUCAAAAUAAUAAAAACCAAAAUAAUAAGUUGCUAAUGAGUGAAAAAAAUUGUUUUUUAAGAUCAAACAAUAAGAAUGAAGGAGAUUGUAUUACAGUUUCUGUAGACUUUGAAGCAACAAAAACACUUCAAUCAAAUGUUAUUAAAGACAAAAGUAACCGCCAAUCAAUAACGUUUGAGGAUAAAAGUAUACUGCAGUCAGGUGUUAAUAACGAUAAAAGUAAUCGACAAUCGAAAAUUUUUGACGAAAAAAAUAUUCGAAAUUCGAAAGUUAUUGAAGAUAGAAAUUUCCGAAACUCAAAAAUUAUUGAAGAUAAAAAUAUUCGUCAUUCAAGAUAUUAUGAUGACCAAAGUAAACCUGAUUCAUUAGGACGCCGAUCUAGGAGAAAUAGUAGUAGAAGCUACAAAAAAGACGAGACUAUAUCCACCAUGCUGCCAAUUGAUUUAUCUCUUGCAGUUGCUGUUUAAACUUUCUAUUCAUUUAAAAAUUCUAAAAUUAA